Molecule: messenger RNA, 1126 nt
Organism: Dictyostelium purpureum
Lineage: Eukaryota; Evosea; Eumycetozoa; Dictyosteliales; Dictyosteliaceae
Exons: 1
Coding region: 357-803 (148 amino acids)
Molecular function (GO): zinc ion binding; DNA binding
Source: RefSeq, a predicted model, not a curated record
CAUUUUAAUCAAUAACAUAAUUUUUUUUUUUUUGUACAUAUUUUUUAUCAAUCAUAUAAAUAAUUUUUUAGAAUCUUAUAUAAACAUAUAUAAAUAUAAUUUUUUUUUCUUCAAUACCAUCAACUUAAUAUUAAUAUUAUUUCUCUUUAUAAAAUUAGAAUUAGUUUUUAAAUAAUUUAGAUAAAUUUAAAAACCAAACUUGUACAUUAUACCAAAUAGAAUAGAUACAAUAAUAACAACAACAAAUAUAUAGUUAGUUUUUAUUUACAAAUCAAUCAACAAAUACAAAUUUUUUAUAAUAAUAUAUAUAUAUAUAAUUUUUUUUUCUCAAUAACAAAAAUAUAAUAUAAUUAAAAAUGGACGGUGACUCAACUCAAAAACCAAAUAACCCAAUCCCAUGUGCCAAUCAAUGUGGUUUCUUUGGUAACCCAUUAAACGAUAAUUUAUGCUCGAAAUGUUUCAAAGAAAUUCAUCCAAAGAAACAAGAAGAAGAAACUAAAAAACCAGAAGAAAAAUUAGAAAAUAAAGUAACAGUUGUCGAUACAACAACCAGCGCUACACCAGAAAAUAUAGAAAACCCUGAAGACCAACCAAAGAAAGUUCAAACCGAUACAACCAAAUGUUUUAGUUGUAGUAAAAAAGUUGGUUUAUUAGGUUUUAAAUGUCGUUGUAGCUUUGUAUAUUGUUCCGCUCACAGAUAUUCCGAUAAACACGAUUGCUCUUAUGAUUACAAAUCAGCUGGUAAAGCUGCCCUUGCCAAAGCUAAUCCUGUUGUCACCGGGUCCAAAAUCAACAAAAUUUAAAAUACAAACACCAUUAUAUACACCCCCCCUAUGCACAAAAACUAUAAUAUAAUAAUAACAAUAAUUAAUAAUUAAUACUAUUAAUUUUUUUUAUAAAACCCUAAUUAUAAUACCUUGUCUUAUUUUUUUAUUUUUUUUUUUUUUAAUUUAUUUCUUUUAAUUUUCUAUUCAAAUUAUUUUCGAUACAGAUGAUAGACAAUAUUAUCAAUUUAAAACAUUACAAAUUGGAUUUAGAAAUAUAUACUUCGAAUUAAUAUCUUUUUUUUUUUAUUUAGUGCCCCAUCACAGAUAAAUAUAUAAACAAAAAAUAAAAAAAAAUAUUU